CUCAUGUAUAUAAACUCGGGGAUUUCUUCCUCAAUCCCCAUCGAAUCAAGCAUUCGUUCUUCACUUGUCUACUCGACAACUGAGCCCCUCAACGCUAAACAAGCCUUACUUCAAAAGCUACUACCUUUCUGAAUAAAGGCAAGUGUUCUUGCCAUUGCUCUUCGUUUCUCCCGUUCCUCUGCGCAAUAGACGCUUCGUUCGAUCAUGGGGUGGAAGCCAAGCGCAAGUCUGUGCUUCCUCACCGAUCCUAUUAUUACCUGGCGAAAGCACUGUUUCGCAAUAUCAUCAUGCGUAGGGUAUCGACCAGAUGCAAGCUGCGUCUGCGGAAAGCCAUGCAGAAAUCUGAGGGAUCGAUGGGUUGUGGGCCUGUCAGGUAUUGGCAUGGUGUAUGCUACAAUUGGAACUUCACCAGAUGGACAAUCCACAGGACGCUCUCAGGCAAUUCGCCGAACGUGCAUCUCGAUAUUCCUUUGACCUGAAUGGAAAGGUCCGUAAAGAAGAUAAUUUCGUUGCUCUACGUGGAGGGCACGCUACAGUGUAUUCAGGCAUUCUGCAACCGGAUGGAUCAAGGGUAGCUAUAAAGAUGGCACGCGGGUGUCUUCCUGGCGACGAGUCUACGAUUAAGCGUGUCCUCAAAGAAGUACAUCUAUGGUCCAAACUCCGUCAUGAAAACAUUGUUCCGGUGUUAGGCAUCACCACUGAAUUUGAACUAACGGUGUCCAUUGUGUCUCCCUGGAUGGAGAAGAGAGAUGCACGUAAACACGUGCAAGAUACGAGUAUCGAUCCUCGUCCUUUGAUGAUAGACAUUGCACGAGGACUACAGUACUUGCAUACCCGUGAGGAAGGCGCGGUGUUCCAUGGCAAUUUGAAAGGCGCCAACGUUUUAAUUUCUGAUGGUGGCCAAGUCCUUCUUGCCGACUUCGGCUUUUCCCACCUUGUCGAUUCUUCAUUCAGCAUGGCCGUCUCUGGCAAAGGUGGAUUUACCAUGCAGUGGACAGCUCCCGAGAUUUUUCUUGGUGAGCAGGAAGCAUCUGCAAAAGCUGAUAUUUGGUCUUUUGGGAUGACACUCCUGGAGCUGCUUAUGCGUAAAGACCCCUUCCAUGGAAUCAAACGGAAUGGCAUCAUAGGUAAAAUGUACCGAAAUGAGAUACCAGAUCGCCCGAGGGAUGAAGAAACUUUUUCGCGACUGACAGACGGGUGGUGGGAUAUUUGCCUCAGGUGCUGGAAUUUUGACCCCUCAUUGCGCCCAACGAUUGCACAUGUUUUACAAGUCAUGACGAACUUACAAUAAUAAGAAACUCUUAUGCCCGCUGCAAUGGAGCUAGCAACUCCAAUGGUCUUACACAGGUACAAUAGUUUUCCCAUAUAUACUAAUACGAAAGGCCCUCUGGGUGCUCCUGGACAAUACAAGUAACAACGCUAGGGACUUUUUCCAUGGCAGGUGACAUGUACAUGUUGAG
This is a messenger RNA of Pisolithus orientalis, 1460 nucleotides long. RefSeq names its product kinase-like domain-containing protein. The record is from RefSeq and is a predicted model, not a curated record. Lineage: Eukaryota; Fungi; Basidiomycota; Agaricomycetes; Boletales; Pisolithaceae. Bases 389 to 1291 code for a protein of 300 amino acids. Gene Ontology annotation, molecular function: ATP binding; protein kinase activity. The transcript is spliced from 7 exons. Gene Ontology annotation, biological process: protein phosphorylation.